AUGCAAACCACACCUGGCUACGGGAGCUGUGUGGAACAGCCCGGUGGCUGGACCGGAUCGAGGCUGGAUCACCUCGGCAGCAUCAUGAGCGGCAGCGCAGAGGGGGUCUUCCUCUCUCCACCCAGGGAAGCUCUUCUUCAUCGCUGCCUGACCCCCAUGUCUCCGGAGGCGGGACACGCUCGCGGCGCAGGCGCCCGCCCGUGGACGCUGCUGUUCCCCCUGCUCUGCGCCCUGGUCCUGGCCGGAGGAUCCACGCCGAGCCCCGAGGACCCGCAGAGCGCCGCUGCCACGCCGCUGCCGGAGAGCUGGACCGGCACGACGAUCCAGCUGCAGCCGGACCUGCAGACUGAAGCCCAGACACAGGAAGCUCUGACUCUGACAGACGCGCCGACUCAGAGCACCACCGGCAACUACACAGGCCUGUCCUGUGUCCCUGUCCUGCCGCCACGCCGCGGUUCCUUCUACGUGGAGAGUGGCACAGGCGUGUCUGUCGGCAGCGUGUUGGCCUUCUGGUGCAGAGAGGGAUACCAGCUGGUCGGCAGCGACAAAAUCUACUGCAAUGUCAGGAACGGCAAACCACAGUGGAGCAACUACCUGCCCGUCUGCGAAGCCAUCCCCAGACCUGAGGACCGUGGUCUGAGAGUGGCCGUGUUGGCUUCAGUGGUGAGUGGCAUCGUCAUCCUCGCCAUGUCCCUGUCCUUCCUCAUCUGCUGCCUCCAGGAACGAUCCAGUCGGGACCGAGCCAAGAAGGAGGGACGGAGCAGGCGCAGAGAGAAGCGCUCAGCCCGUCGCGGCGAGUGUUGGCUCGAGCGGGAAGAGGGUGAGUGGGAGGCUUUCCCUCCCCCCAAGAUCUUCCAUCUAUCCCAGAGGAUGAACCCCCGCCUGGCUCCCGACAGCCCCCUCUACCUGACCGGAGGACUCAGUGGAUAUGAGAACAGAGGAUACCAGAGAAGUCAGGAGAGUUUGCUGAAGGCCUCCAUGCCCGGACUCUACCGCUCCGAGUCCCAGCUUUACCCGCACGUCGUCCUGCAGAGGGUCCCGACCCCAACUGCGCCCUCUGCCCCUUCAGCUCCAUCCGCCCCCCUCUACCUCCACCUCCCCUCCACCUCCUCCGCCGCCUCCUCACCCGCCCACACAACCGCCCACAGCCAACCUCACAUCAUGGCGCAGUAUCCUACCCCGACGUACCCACCCAACCCCAACACAGCUGUGCCCGCCUACCCCCUCCCGACACCGGCGCCUAUCUACCCCAACCCCAACCCAACGCCACAGCGGCCAUGGCAGUAG
Chelmon rostratus (copperband butterflyfish) is the source of this 1287-nucleotide messenger RNA. RefSeq lists its product as uncharacterized. The transcript has 7 exons. Bases 1 to 1287 code for a protein of 428 amino acids. The record is from RefSeq and is a predicted model, not a curated record. NCBI's taxonomy places the organism in Eukaryota, Metazoa, Chordata, Actinopteri, Chaetodontiformes, Chaetodontidae. Gene Ontology annotation, cellular component: plasma membrane.